AUGCGGUCGGCGACUGGUGAAGCUCCUACUCUGAAUCAUAUGAGUUCGACAUUUCCUGACCUCGACAGCCUUAAUGCAAGAGAAGAGGUUCAAUCCUCACACUCAGGAUCAGCUAAAAACGGACUCUCGCCCAGCGAUGCCGCAGAACACAGAGAGAGACUCGAGAGGCGCCUUCAAGCCCAACUAAGAGAUGGAAGCCGCAGCAAAAACGUUAAACGGCUAGAAGAUCCCAUAGCCAAGCAUCUUAUACGCGUAGCAGGAAACCCAGCAUACAGAUUCGUGGAUACCUCAAUUAAACGGCAUAACUCGGCUUCGACAGAUGAUAAUGAGCUGCCUCCCAGUAACCUCCAUGACCCCAGUUCUAUAAAAGCGCACCCACGGCUGAACGCAAACGUUGAAACGCACUUCGUCAGCAACAGGAUUUUGCGGAAGGUGGCUGGUUUCCACUCGUAUGAUGAUGGCUGCGUUGCUGAGAUGCGAAUGCCAGAGCCGGCCGAGAAUUGGGGGAAUAUUCGGCUGCUGCUUUGCCUGGGCAACAUCCCCUCAUCACUUGGCUCAAUACGAAGGGAUCAAACACCAACUGCAUCCAGUGUGAAUUCGGAUUUCUUAGAUCCUGGGACGGUUGGAACCUUGCUCCGGACAGCAGCCGCACUGCAGUGGCAAGGCGCUUGGAUCCUACCUUCGUGCCCAGACAUCUUUAACCCACUCGCAAUCAGGGCGUCACAGGGUGCGCUGUUUUGGCUACCAUAUCGUCGAGGUACCGUGAAGGAGCUCAUUCAACUGUGUCAGGAUAAGGAACUGGCAAUAUGCGUACCCCACGAAGGAGGUAUCCCGGUGCGCACAGAUGGGAUUUUCGAGAGGCGGCAGAAGAAAGGUGUCUGUCUUGUGCUCGACUCCAGCCUGAUAAGUGCUGCAGAGCUGUAUCGUGAAAAUCAGACAAUCAGGCUAUCACCCAGUCGACUUGAAAGCCAUGAAGGCUCUACAGAAAUGUCCAACAAGUCGAAGAAGGCGUUUGCACAAACGGAAAAGCCUGGCUUCAAGCCGGACGUAUUCCUAUCACUUGGCAGCGAUGUUGCGCCGAAAGGGAGUAUGGGCCUUCUGCAUCCUGUCACAACAGCUUCACUGCUACUAUAUCACACAAAGCAGUGGCAUUUUCCUUCUCUAGGAGGUUCUCCUCAUCUUUUUUCUGUGAAGCAAAAACGCUAA
Messenger RNA from Eimeria acervulina, 1206 nucleotides. RefSeq lists its product as hypothetical. Bases 1 to 1206 code for a protein of 401 amino acids. Gene Ontology annotation, biological process: RNA processing. Gene Ontology annotation, molecular function: RNA methyltransferase activity; RNA binding. The record is from RefSeq and is a predicted model, not a curated record. Lineage: Eukaryota; Apicomplexa; Conoidasida; Eucoccidiorida; Eimeriidae. The transcript has 4 exons.